GCCAAAUAACGGCAUAAAAAAAUUAACUUGCGUAACGAAGUGACGAAUAGGAGCCACCGUAGAAUUCGGAAGACGUUCAGGAGCAUGGAGUGUAAAUCAUGAUCGAUGGCGAUGGCACUUUGCAAUAAAUUACGGCCUCUUGUUCAAAAUCUUCCCAAGAUUUCAUGGAACCAACGGAAGCUUCUCAUAUCUCCAACCGUGCCGGCACGUGCAGCAGCAGCAGUAAGAUGUAUCAGCAUCGAUCCUGCUGCAGGUCUGACGGAAGAACAGAAAAGCUUCCAGUCAGUAGCCCUCAAUUUUGCAAAGCAAGAAAUGGCACCCUACAUGAGACAAUGGGAUGAAGAGGAGAUAUUUCCCGUGGACAUUCUGCGCAAGGCAGGCAGUCUUGGAUUUGGAGGCAUCGUCGUUGGAGAAGACGUCGGAGGUUCAGGACUGACACGUCUGGAUUCCUCUGUUAUAUUUGAAGCCCUAUCCCAGGGCUGUGUCAGUACCACAGCUUACAUGAGCAUCCAUAAUAUGUGUUGCUGGAUGGUUGAUGAGUUUGGUAAUAGCAACCAGAGACACGCUGUUCUCCCUGCAUUGUGCUCUAUGGAGAAGCUUGCCUCCUACUGUCUGACGGAGCCUGGCAGUGGUAGCGAUGCUGGGUCCUUAUCAACCACAGCACGACGAGAUGGUGACCAUUACAUCCUGAAUGGGUCAAAGGCAUUCAUAAGCGGUGGCGGUGACACUGACGUAUACGUAAUGAUGGUCAGAACCGGUGAGCCAGGCCCCAGAGGAAUAUCAUGCGUUAUGGUAGAGAAGGGAUCCCCGGGACUUAGCUUUGGCAAGAAGGAAAAGAAGAUGGGUUGGAAUUCACAGCCCACACGGAUGGUCAUCAUGGAAGAUUGCAGGAUACCAGUGUCUAAUAGACUCAGUGAAGAGGGUAUGGGCUUCCAGAUUGCCAUGAAAGGCUUGAACGGAGGCCGCCUCAGCAUUGCUUCAUGUUCGCUAGGCGCCGCCCAGGCCAGUAUAGAAGCCGCAAGAGACCACCUUAAAGUCCGUAAACAGUUUGGCAAAACUCUAGAGAAAUUUCAGUAUUUGCAAUUCAGGUUAGCUGAGAUGGCCAGUGAGUUGGUGGCCUCUCGUCUCAUGGUGCGCAACGCAGCGAGGGCGCUACAGGAUGGCUCGCCAGAUGCUGUGCCGCUCUGUGCCAUGGCUAAACUCAUUACCACACAAAGGUGCUCAUGGAUUUGCAACGAAGCGCUACAGAUGUUUGGAGGUUACGGUUAUUUGAAAGAUUAUCCAGUCCAACAGUAUCUUAGAGACAUCAGGGUACAUGAAAUAUUGGAAGGCACCAGCGAAGUGAUGAGGUUACUUAUAUCAAGAGAUCUUCUCCAAGAGUAGUGGAGUCUGUUAGAAGUAGCAUCCGAAUACACAUUGAAAUUCACUGGCACAAAGCAAAUUCAAACCCCCAAAAUUGAGUCAGAUCACUUGUACUGUUGGUUAAUGAAGAUGAUAGUACAGACUCUUAUGUACAAGAAUUCCCUCAUUGGUGAAAAUGGCAAUGCAUACAGAUAUCAAGGUGCGAUUGGGCACCAUCUUGCCCACAUGUGGCGGGAGGAGAGGAUGCAAUGGAGGGGAGGCUUUGCCCCCCACUUUUAAACCUUACCCACCCACAUUUGGCUACUGAUCUUGCCGUGUGUUUUCUGUUAUAUGCAGAUUUUAUGAACAGUGAAUAGCUUGCAGAAUCCAGCAAAGUUACCUUCACAGGCUUCAUAGCGUACAUAUCGCCCUCGCUUGUUCAUGCGGAGCCACACCAAAUGAAACGCGGCUUCAAGUUUUUCAUUGUGCACCUAGCCUUUUGAGAAAUU
Patiria miniata (bat star) is the source of this 1850-nucleotide messenger RNA. RefSeq names its product isobutyryl-CoA dehydrogenase, mitochondrial-like. The record is from RefSeq and is a predicted model, not a curated record. Lineage: Eukaryota; Metazoa; Echinodermata; Asteroidea; Valvatida; Asterinidae. Gene Ontology annotation, molecular function: acyl-CoA dehydrogenase activity; flavin adenine dinucleotide binding. The transcript has 10 exons. Gene Ontology annotation, biological process: lipid metabolic process. Bases 106 to 1383 code for a protein of 425 amino acids.